CUCAUUAAUUACAUUUUAGGUCUUAAUGUCUACAUCAUACCUGACUUAACUCCACCAUUUGGAUCUUGGACGGCUUUUGUUUGGAUUCCGACAUAAGUCCAGCAAACAUCCUCUGGCACGCUCUGUGCUAUAUACCUUCAGCUUCUCUGUUAUUUUUUUUUCAUUUUCAGAGAAGCUCAGUGUUUUUUUGCUUAAACAAGGCUAAUCAGAGAUGGCUGAUGAGGAUAUUCAACCUCUUGUUUGUGACAAUGGAACUGGAAUGGUCAAGGCUGGUUUUGCUGGUGAUGAUGCCCCAAGGGCAGUGUUUCCUAGUAUCGUCGGUCGACCACGCCAUACAGGCGUGAUGGUGGGAAUGGGUCAAAAGGAUGCCUAUGUAGGAGAUGAAGCUCAAUCAAAGAGAGGUAUCCUUACCUUGAAGUACCCUAUCGAACAUGGCAUUGUCAGCAAUUGGGAUGACAUGGAAAAGAUUUGGCACCAUACUUUCUACAACGAGCUUCGUGUCGCCCCUGAAGAACAUCCGGUACUUCUUACAGAAGCACCGCUUAACCCCAAGGCUAAUAGGGAGAAGAUGACUCAGAUAAUGUUUGAAACAUUUGAUGUGCCUGCUAUGUAUGUUGCUAUUCAGGCAGUUCUUUCACUUUAUGCCAGUGGUCGUACAACAGGUAUUGUGUUGGAUUCUGGUGAUGGUGUGAGCCACACUGUGCCAAUUUAUGAAGGCUAUGCUCUUCCCCAUGCCAUUCUCCGGUUAGACCUUGCCGGUCGUGAUCUUACGGAUUCCUUGAUGAAGAUCUUAACCGAGAGAGGGUACUCUUUUACGACGACUGCAGAACGGGAAAUUGUUCGUGACAUGAAAGAGAAGCUCGCAUACGUAGCUCUUGAUUACGAGCAAGAAUUGGAGACUGCCAAGAGUAGCUCUGCCAUUGAAAAGAGUUACGAAUUGCCCGAUGGUCAAGUGAUUACAAUCGGAGCGGAAAGGUUCCGUUGCCCUGAAGUAUUGUUCCAACCAUCUCUGAUCGGAAUGGAAGCAGCCGGAAUCCACGAAACUACAUACAACUCCAUUAUGAAGUGUGAUGUUGAUAUCAGAAAAGAUCUGUAUGGAAACAUAGUGCUGAGUGGUGGAACAACCAUGUUCCCUGGUAUUGCUGAUAGGAUGAGCAAGGAAAUCACUGCACUUGCACCUAGCAGCAUGAAGAUCAAGGUGGUUGCACCUCCUGAGAGAAAAUACAGUGUUUGGAUUGGAGGUUCCAUUUUAGCUUCUCUUAGCACCUUCCAGCAGAUGUGGAUUUCCAAGGCUGAGUACGAUGAAUCAGGUCCGGCUAUCGUUCACCGGAAGUGUUUCUAAUUUGGAUGAUAUGAAUUAUCAAGUCUACAUUUAUCGGUCCGUGUCGUUGCGAGUUCAGUUCGGUUGCCUCCCGGAAAGCUUUUUUUUUUUUUCUUUAAUCAAUCUGGUAUAUAUAUAUUAUAUUAUUGUUGGCAUUGAGUGGCUUGUAAAUUGUAAUGCUUUGGUCUAUAUUUCGUUUAGGCCAGAAAGUCUUCAUUUGGGGAAUUUUCCGUUAGAUCAUUGAAUGAUUUUUUUUUUAUUAGAAAGAUUGAUUGCAAGAUAUAUAAUAAGAAUCAGAAGUAUGUUUUUGUUUGAUUAAAUUUUAAUUUUAAAAAUGUUUUAUA
This is a messenger RNA of Gossypium raimondii (Peruvian cotton), 1665 nucleotides long. Its product is annotated as actin-100. NCBI's taxonomy places the organism in Eukaryota, Viridiplantae, Streptophyta, Magnoliopsida, Malvales, Malvaceae. The transcript is spliced from 6 exons. The record is from RefSeq and is a predicted model, not a curated record. The coding region runs from base 212 to 1342 and encodes 376 amino acids.